This is a messenger RNA of Dufourea novaeangliae, 1688 nucleotides long. It is a transcript of the gene Aldh7A1, whose product is annotated as putative aldehyde dehydrogenase family 7 member A1 homolog. Gene Ontology annotation, molecular function: aldehyde dehydrogenase (NAD+) activity. The coding region runs from base 95 to 1684 and encodes 529 amino acids. Lineage: Eukaryota; Metazoa; Arthropoda; Insecta; Hymenoptera; Halictidae. The transcript has 8 exons. The record is from RefSeq and is a predicted model, not a curated record.
UCUUCCAUUUCUUGAUAAGCGAAAUCACUUUGAUAACCCCGAGAUUUUUACAUGACUGUAUAAAGUUGAAGCAGUCAGUGGCAGGGAAUUCGCAAUGUUUCGCUUAUUGAGUAAUAUUAGUUACGCGUCUGAGUUACAAAUGACAAGGUAUUUAGUAACUGACCUGAAUUACGGGUUUCUCAAACAAUUAGGUCUCACAACAGAAAACCCAGGACUCUAUGAUGGACGAUGGGGAGGAUCUGGCAAGGUAAUAGAAUCAAUAUCACCAUCAACUGGCAAAGUAAUAGCAAAGGUUAGAACAUCAAUACCACAGGAAGUAAGAAAUGCUAUUACAGAAGCACACAAAGCAUGGCCACAAUGGGCAUCACUACCAGCACCAACAAGAGGGGAAAUAGUGAGACAAAUUGGCGAUGAACUAAGGAAUAACUUAAAACCCUUGAGCCAAUUAGUAUCCCUAGAAAUGGGAAAGAUUUUACCAGAAGGUAUUGGCGAGGUUCAAGAGUUUAUUGACAUCUGUGAUUAUGCUGUUGGCUUAUCUAGAAUGCUACCUGGCAGUAUGUUUCCAUCAGAAAGAAAAAAUCAUGCACUCAUGGAGAAGUGGAACCCCCUUGGUGUCGUGGGAGUCAUUUCUGCAUUCAAUUUCCCAAUUGCAGUGUAUGGCUGGAACAGUGCAAUAGCAAUGGUAUGUGGGAACACUAUAGUUUGGAAAGGGGCAUUAACUACUCCUUUAGUAUCUAUUGCAACUACUAAAAUUAUCACAGGUGUCUUAGAAAGGAAUGGUAUACCGGGUUCUGUUGUAUCAUUGGUAACGGGUGGGCCAGAAGUUGGUGAAACUAUAGUCGAAGACACACGGGUACCCCUAAUUUCAUUUACUGGGAGUACCAAUGUUGGAAAGGAAGUAGCUCUGAAAGUUCAAGAGCGAUUUGGGAAAUUCUUGUUAGAAUUGGGAGGCAACAAUGCAUUAAUAGUUGCCCAAGAUGCAGAAUUAGAAAUGGCGGUUAGAGCAGCAGUGUUUUCAUGCGUGGGAACAGCAGGACAAAGAUGCACCACAACUAGAAGAUUAAUUCUUCAUAGUAAAAUAAAAAAUGAAUUUUUAGGAAAAUUAAAAAAAGCAUAUGAAAGUAUUUUGGAACGCAUAGGAGAUCCAUUAGAGAAUAAUACUUUGUAUGGACCAUUGCAUAAUCAACAUGCAGUUGAUGAAUAUAAGGUAAUUACAUAUAGAAAUAAAAUUCUUUGCGGUGGUAAAAUUGAAUUUGGUGGUAAACAAAUAGAAAGGCCUGGCUUUUAUGUUGAACCAACGAUUAUUUCUGGUUUACCUGCUGAUGCUAAGAUAGUUCAAACAGAAACUUUCGCGCCAAUCGUCUAUAUUUUUGAAACAAAUUCUUUAGAAGACGCAGUCGCUCUUAACAACGGCGUACAGCAAGGUCUAAGUAGUUCUCUAUUUACCAAAAGUAUAGAGAAUGUAUUUCGGUGGAUUGGUCCCCAUGGCUCUGAUUGUGGAAUAGUGAAUGUUAAUAUUGGCACCAGUGGUGCAGAAAUAGGUGCUGCAUUUGGAGGGGAAAAAGCUACAGGAGGUGGUCGUGAAAGUGGAAGCGAUGCAUGGAAACAUUACAUGCGACGUGCAACCAUUACAAUCAAUUAUGGAAACGAUUUGCCACUGGCUCAAGGCAUUAAGUUUGAAUAAUUAA